Messenger RNA from Ailuropoda melanoleuca (giant panda), 3746 nucleotides. RefSeq names its product stromal interaction molecule 2 (gene STIM2). Gene Ontology annotation, biological process: intracellular calcium ion homeostasis; activation of store-operated calcium channel activity; store-operated calcium entry. The record is from RefSeq and is a predicted model, not a curated record. The transcript has 13 exons. Bases 259 to 2787 code for a protein of 842 amino acids. NCBI's taxonomy places the organism in Eukaryota, Metazoa, Chordata, Mammalia, Carnivora, Ursidae. Gene Ontology annotation, cellular component: plasma membrane; endoplasmic reticulum. Gene Ontology annotation, molecular function: calcium channel regulator activity; protein binding; calcium ion binding.
GAUUGGUAUGCUGCGUGCGAGUGUGUGAGGGGAGGAGGCGUCGGGGCCGAGCGUGGUACUACGACGGGCGCGGGCCGGAGGGGGCGGGGGGAUGCGCCGCGGCGGCGGUGGCGCGGGCGCUGGGGCUGGUGUUCAGAGGCGCCAGAGCAGCGGAUCCCUGUCUCGCCGCCGCAGGAGCGCGGGUGUCGCGCGCGGCCUGAAGACGCCGUACCUUUCUGCCCCUCACCUUUUUUUUUUUUUUUUAAAUAACCGGAACCAAUGAACGCAGCUGGGACCCGAGCUCCGGAGGCCGCCGGUGCCAAGGGGACCAGGCUGGCGCCCGGCAGGAGCUCGCGUCCGAGGCGGCGGGGGCGUCCAGACGAGUGGCCGGCGGCGGCAGCGGCUGCAGCGCCUGGCGGAGCGGACGAGUGGCCGGCGGCCGGGGCGCCGCUGCGCUUUCCCCUCGCUCCUCCUCCGCGCCCUCAUCCCGCUGCGGCGUCCGGCCCGGCCUCGGGCUGGCUCCGGCAGUGGCGCUGGGCUACGCUGCUCGUGCUCGGGCUGCUGGUGGCUGGCGCGGCGGACGGAUGCGAGCUGGUGCCCAGGCACCUCCGCGGGCGGCGGGCCUCGGGCUCUGCCGCGGCAGCCGCCUCCUCUCCCCCUGCGGCGGCGGGAGACAGUCCGGCGCUCAUGACAGAUCCCUGCCUAUCACUGAGUCCACCAUGCUUCACAGAAGAAGAUAGAUACAGCCUGGAAGCUCUUCAAACAAUACAUAAACAAAUGGAUGAUGACAAAGAUGGUGGAAUUGAAGUAGAUGAAAGCGAUGAAUUUAUCAGAGAAGAUAUGAAAUAUAAAGAUGCUACUAAUAAACACAGCCAUCUACACAGAGAAGAUAAGCAUAUAACUGUUGAGGAUUUAUGGAAACGGUGGAAAACAUCAGAAGUUCAUAAUUGGACCCUUGAGGACACACUUCAGUGGUUGAUAGAAUUUGUUGAACUACCCCAAUAUGAGAAGAAUUUUAGAGACAAUAAUGUCAAAGGAACAACACUUCCCAGGAUAGCAGUACAUGAACCUUCAUUUAUGAGCUCCCAGUUGAAAAUCAGCGAUCGGAGUCACAGGCAAAAACUUCAGCUCAAGGCACUGGAUGUGGUUUUGUUUGGACCUCUGACACGCCCGCCUCAUAACUGGAUGAAGGAUUUUAUUCUCACAGUUUCUAUAGUAAUUGGUGUUGGAGGGUGCUGGUUUGCUUACACACAGAAUAAGACAUCAAAAGAACAUGUUGCAAAAAUGAUGAAAGACUUAGAGAGUCUACAAACUGCAGAGCAAAGCCUAAUGGACUUACAAGAGAGGCUUGAAAAGGCACAGGAAGAAAACAGAAAUGUUGCUGUAGAAAAGCAAAAUCUAGAGCGCAAAAUGAUGGAUGAAAUCAAUUAUGCAAAGGAAGAGGCCUGUCGGCUGAGAGAGCUAAGGGAAGGAGCCGAAUGUGAACUGAGUAGACGGCAAUACGCAGAACAGGAAUUGGAGCAGGUUCGAAUGGCUCUAAAAAAGGCUGAAAAAGAAUUUGAACUCCGAAGCAGCUGGUCUGUCCCAGAUGCACUUCAGAAAUGGCUUCAGUUAACACACGAAGUUGAAGUCCAGUACUACAAUAUUAAAAGACAAAAUGCUGAAAUGCAAUUAGCUGUUGCUAAGGAUGAGGUUGCUGCUUCAUAUCUGAUUCAGGCAGAGAAAAUUAAAAAGAAAAGAAGCACAGUUUUUGGGACUCUGCAUGUUGCUCAUAGCUCCUCCCUAGAUGAAGUAGAUCACAAAAUUCUGGAAGCAAAGAAAGCUCUCUCUGAGUUGACAACUUGUUUACGAGAACGACUUUUUCGCUGGCAACAGAUUGAGAAGAUCUGUGGCUUUCAGAUAGCCCAUAACUCGGGCCUGCCCAGCUUGACCUCUUCCCUGUAUUCUGAUCACAGCUGGGUGGUGAUGCCCAGAGUCUCCAUCCCACCCUAUCCAAUUGCUGGAGGAGUUGAUGAUUUAGAUGAAGAUACACCCCCAAUAGUGUCACAGUUUCCUGGGACCAUGGCCAAGCCCGCAGGGUCGCUCGCCCGAAGCAGCAGCCUGUGCCGCUCCCGUCGCAGCAUCGUGCCGGCCUCGCCGCAGUGUCCACGUGCCCAGCUCCCUCCUCACACGCCGCACCAGGCCCACGCCCGGCACCCCCACCAUCCCCAGCACCCGCAGCACUCCUUGCCUUCCCCUGACCCCGAUAUCCUCUCAGUAUCAAGUUGUCCUGUCCUGUAUCGAAACGAGGAGGAGGAGGAGGCCAUUUACUUCUCUGCUGAAAAGCAAUGGGAAGUGCCAGACACGGCCUCAGAAUGUGACUCCUUAAAUUCUUCCAUUGGAAGGAAACAGUCUCCUCCUUCAAGCCUUGAGAUAUACCAAACCUUGUCUCCUCGAAAGAUAUCAAGAGAUGAGCUGUCUCUAGAGGAUUCCUCCCGAGGAGACUCACCCAUAACUGCAGAUACCUCUCGGGGUUCUCCUGAUUGUGUGGGUCUGACAGAAACGAAGAGUAUGAUCUUCAGUCCUGCCAGCAAAGUGUACAAUGGCAUCUUGGAGAAGUCCUGUAGCAUGAACCAGCUUUCUAGUGGCAUCCCGGUGCCUAAACCUCGCCACACAUCCUGUUCCUCUGCCGGCAACGACAGUAAAGCAGUUCAGGAAUCCGCACACGUUACCAGGAUAAGCAGCAUCCCGCACGAUCUUUGUCAUAAUGGAGAGAAAAGCAAAAAGCCAUCAAAAAUUAAAAGCCUUUUUAAGAAGAAAUCUAAAUGAACUGGCUGACUUGAUGGAGUUUAUUCAAGUGGCAUCUUUAAACUUUUAUCUCCCGUCCUUCACUCCCCCUUUUUUUUUUUGUUUUAAUUUUAGGAAUGUAACUCCAUUGGGGCUUUCCAGACUGGAUGCCAUAGUGGAAUGUCCCAAGGGCAACUGUCUACUGUCUGCUUAUUUAAAUGACUAUAUAAUCAAUUCGUCAAGCCAGUUAUUACUGAAAAAUCAUUAAGAGAUGAGACAGUUUACAGUCAUUUCUGCCUAUUUAUUUCUGCUUUGUUAUUAGUGAUGUAUAUACAACAUUUUGUUGAAAGCCACUAUGGACUUACAAGCUUUAAUGGACUAGUAAGCCAGCAUGGGCUUGCGAAACUUUCUUGUUUACCACACCAUCUUCUUACCUUUCCACAGAGCUAUUUACAUCCUGGACUAAGUGACUUAAACGAAGUAAAACUAAUUGCACUACCGUUUUCCAGACUGGAAAAAAAACUCCGCAAGUGAAACUGUAUAGAGUUUAUAAAAUGACUAUGGAUAGGGGACUGUUUUCAUUUUUAGAUCAAAAUGGGUUUUUAAGUAGAACCUAGGGUUUCUAAUUGACUUGAUUUCUGGAAAUGAAAACCCACGCUUUUAUUAUGGGAAGCUUCUUUAAAUGCAUUUAAUAUUAUAAAGUUUCAAGUCCUGCUGUAAAGAUCAUGUUGUUUUGUUUUUCCCAGGGCUUUCACUGUGAUUUACUGCAUUGCAGGCUGUAUGAUAAAAUAUAAAUAAUUUAAGGAGAGAAGGCUCUUGAUUCCUUGCGCACGCGAAAGAGUUAAAACUUGAUUGAAGGACUUAUAGUCACAAACUUAAACUGAGGUUGGGGAUGUGGGGAUUCAGGCACUUGUUUACAGACUUUGAAUAACAGCAAAGAAGUUAUGGUUUGUGAAGAAUUUGUACUGUGGAAAAGAUAAUAAAUUGGAGACAUUAUUGUG